UACUAAAUACUGAAUACACUAAACACAAUAGGAGAGAGAGAGAGAGAAGUGUCAGAGGUUAGGGGCAAGUGGGAUCUGGAUCCGCUCAAAGAAGCACACAACACAACAUAACAUAAGGGACACUGCCACCACACGCACACGUUCUAAAGGGAGCUUCAUAGUGAGUGGGAGAGAGUGUGUGUGUGAGAGAGAGAACAACAAAAUAUUGGGUUUUUUUUUUCAUCAUAGUUGAGGUGAGUUUUGAGAGAGAGAGAAGGGUAAAACCAGAAUGAUAAGUUCAGUUCUCAACUUAACAUAGUGUUGUUGUUGUUGUUGCGCAGAACCCCAUAAAAACACAUAAGCAAUUCAUGUUUCUUUCUGCUGCUGCUAUCUGCAACCAUGUUAUAAACAAGGCGGUGGUUUGGUUUUUCAAGUAACUUUGACUACCAUUGUGUUUGAGGUUCAGCGACUGACCAAACCAAAACCAAAACCAAAGACAGAGACUUUAUUUAUCAUGCUUUCAUGGGAAUAUGAGAAAGAAACUCACUGUGCCAUGCCACUACUCAUCCCAAGUUGGUAGGUAGGGCUUGUGUGGUUGAGAAAGAAACUUUUCUUGUACCAGGAGUGAGGAGUGAGAAACAUGACAACCAGAGAAUAGAGAGAGGAGAGAGAGUACACACACAUAACUUGAAGAAACAAAUUUGAAUUUUAGGGAUAGAGUAUAGUUUGUUGUGGAGCUUAAGUUGCAAUCUCUUUGUUCAAUCAUGGAUGGUUACGAAGCUACAAGAAUUGUGUUUGCUAGGAUCCAAAACUUGGACCCAGAAAAUGCAUCCAAAAUCAUGGGUGUACUUCUUCUUCAAGACCAUGGUGAGAAGGAAAUGAUUAGAUUAGCAUUUGGCCCUGAAGCACUUGUUCACUCUGUGAUUCUCAAAGCACGCAAGGAGUUAGGUUUACCUUCGAACUCUCCGCCAACACCCUCUACUCCUCCUUCUCCUUCGCCCUUCCUUUCCAGACAAAGCUCAACUUCUUCCAGGCUUGGUGCUAUCAACCUACCCCCCGCUCUCACCAUUCCAAACCCUUCUUCCACUUCCUCUUCGUGGCCUACUAUGUCUGAGCUUCAAACCCCAGAUGGGUUGAUGAGCCCCAACCAUUUGGUUGUUGGCUCUUCUACUUCUUCAUCUUCCUUACCCUUUUAUGUCAACGGAGGCUCAGAUCCAAUUGAUGACUUUCAGCUUCAGGAUCAGCUUUCUUUCCUUAACGAUGGUUCUCCUACUAGUACUGCUCUUGCUCACAAGACCAACAACCCAGAUUUGUUUUACCCAGCUCACUCAGACUUGUCCUCAAGUCCUACUGGUGUUGCUGACCCUGCUCUCUUUCCCUCCUACGGUUGGGGAGGGUCACUUCAUCGGAGGAGUUGCUCGGUCAAUGAUGCUUGUUUGGGCUCUGAGGACCCCAACUCCGGGUUGGGGUGGAAGCCUUGUCUUUACUUUGCCAGAGGGUACUGCAAGAAUGGGACAAGUUGCAGGUUCCUUCAUGGUGGACUUGGAGAUGCAGAUGGGGCUGCUGCAAUGGUAGGUUCUCCAAGCAAGAUUGAGAUGAUGGAGCAGUGCCAUGAGCUCUUCAGAUCCAAAUCUUCUCAGCAGCACAGAUUGGCUGCUGCUUCUCAGCUCAUGGGCUCUCCAACUUUUCCAUACUCGCCUAAGUGCAUGAAUUUGCUGUUGCAGCAGCAACAGAGCGAUACUCAAAGAGCGGCCGCUGCAGCUCUGAUGAUGAGUGAGGAUUUGCAUAAAUUUGGACGAUCCAGGCUUGAAAGAAAUGAUUUUUCUUUGAACAGUCCUGGAAUGGUGAACCCAGCUUCCAGGCAGAUCUACUUGACUUUUCCAGCAGACAGCACUUUCAGAGAGGAAGAUGUUUCAAAUUACUUCAGCAUUUAUGGCCCAGUCCAAGACGUGAGGAUCCCAUACCAGCAGAAGAGAAUGUUUGGUUUUGUGACAUUUGUUUAUCCUGAGACUGUGAAGCUCAUUCUAUCUAAAGGAAAUCCGCAUUUUGUGUGUGAUGCUCGAGUGCUUGUUAAGCCUUACAAGGAGAAAGGCAAAGUCCCGGACAAGUACAGGAAGCAGCAGCAGGUAGAAAGAGGAGAUUUUUCACCAUGUGGUACUCCUACUGGACUAGAGGCCAGAGACCAAUUUGAUCUUCAACUCGGAGGAAGAAUGUUCUACAAUACUCAAGACAUGCUGUGGAGGAGGAAGCUGGAGGAGCAAGCUGAUUUUCAGCAAGCUCUUGAGUUACAAAGUAGGAGGCUAAUGGGUCUGCAACUUCUUGACAUCAAGAAGCAUCACCAGCGUGCAUUCUCCACUGGAAGUCCAAUUCCUUCCCCCACACACUCUCCUAACAUGUUCAACCAAAAUCUUGUUCUUCCUUCCUUUCACACUAGUUCAGAGGCCCCAAAGGCAGAGAGUGGUUCAUCUUCUGCUCCAGCUAGUAGUACUGCAUCAGUUUCUGCUGGUCAGCAGCAGCCGGUCAACAUAUCUGUUGGCAAGGAAAUGGUGGUCAACGGGGAGAAUGGAUAUGAUGAAGGCAGUGGCAAGCAGAGCCCUAGUCGUGAAGAUCGGGAAUUGCAAGAAUGUUUGGAGCACAAUCUCCCUGAUAGCCCUUUUGCUUCCCCAACAAAAGCUGCUGGUGGUGACUUCAUGGUUUCCUUCUCCAAUGGACCUAAUGAGGCCAUUGAUGCAGAUGCCUCAGGUGCAACUGCCAACUCUAAAUUUGGUACUAGCGCAUUACUUCCACCAGCUUCUGCUCUUGACAUGGGAACUUUCAAAUCCUAUAACUGCCAAAUUCCAAGGUUCUCUUCUAGUCAUGGAACUAUUGGGAUGUUAGCAGGCACCGGUGGAGCAAUUGGCAUUUAGUUUCCUGAUGUUCAGGAAGUUAAAGAAGAGUGAAGAAAGGUUGUAGAGAAUGAGCAGCAGCAGCAGAAGCAGCAGCAUUAGCACCAUGGCGGCCAUGAUCUUGAAUCAUGAAUACUAUACUACUUACUACCAUACAAAAUGCAUACGUAAAAAGUAGUUCAGUAAAGGAAAGUGGGGCAGGCAUUCCCUUUCUUUUGUUGUCAUUAUUGUUGUAGUACCAUUUUCUUUGUUCUGAUGAUGUCUGUAGUAGCUGAAUGAAUGAACCACAGGUUAAAAUAACACAAAGAAUCACCAACCAGAGUGAGUGUGUAGUAGGAAGAACUCCGUGGCACUGUAAUUUUCUUCUUGGAUGUAGUAGUGUUAUUACAGGUAUAAUUCCAAGUGUUUGUACAGCUGGAGCAUUACCCCAGAGAAAAGCAAAGAUGAAAAAAUGCACAAGAGAGUUGUUUAACUAGAAGGCUGAUUGAAAGAAAGUGUAUAAUUGUUAGUGUCAUUAGCUGGGUUGAAGUUCAAAGUUGGAGACUUUUUUUAGCUUUCGAUGAUGUUAUGUUUCAGUUUAUGUUUGUAGCUGUUCUACUUAGUUGUUAUACACAGUUAUGAAUGAUGAUGAUGAUGAUGAUGCGAGACAGAAAAGAGAAAGAAUUAGAAAGAAGAAUGAAAAGUGAGUUUUUAGACUAAUUGGUCUAUUUGCCUCUUCCUCUUUUGAUUUUAAAGGAGAAUUUGUCUGUUUGUUCCUUCAAUUAUUUAGGAGGGUUUCAAUUUGCAAAAAUGGUGGGGUCUGUGUUUUUUUUUUUUGCCAUUAUUGGUGAGGAAAGAAGAUAGGGUCCACAACUCACACAAUCACAUGGGGUUGCUGACACUGCAUGUGGGGGCCACACUCAUUUAUAUAAUGACAGGUUGUGCAUAUAGGUCCCUCUACCCAUGUGAGUGAUGCCAGUGCCACUUUCUCUCUCUUAGAUAUUUAUCUCUCUACCCUUUAGAUUCUCUUUCAUGACAGGAAAGGACAUGCACAGAUCUAAAAGUAGGGUAGAUGCCCACACGUAUGACAAAACUCGCCAGUUACACGAAUCUUUUGGGCUCUGUGGCCGUGCCAGUUACUGUGUUUAACUUUACCUCUCUCUCUCUCCCAAAUGCCCCCUAGGUGUUUGUGAAAAGUAAAAAUGUUUGUGUGGUGGUGUGAGAUGAGAGAAAAAGGUUGAAAAAAAAAAACCAGUGAGAGUGGGAUAAGCACGAGCCGCAAUGUUGGUUGGUUUGUUUUGACACGUUAGUAUGAUGAUUCAACUUGCGACCAUAGGCAAAGAGAAGGUUACCUCAAUGGUGGUGUGACCCAUGACUAGUGACCAGUAAGUAAAUCCAUGGUCUGUUUCUUGGAAGUUCACGAAUUAGAUUGUGUUUUGGGGACUGAAUUCUAUGUGUGAUUAAUGGCGCUGUUCCCUUUAUGAUGAAGACAUGUUUGCACAUGUCACGGUCCUAUGCGUGCAUGUGGUUAUAUUUUAGUGGCAUAGGAUUCUAGAAACAUGGUCAAUCGGGAAACAGAUGUUAACCUCUGAUUGUUGCAAUUUCAAGUGCAGUGUUUGUGGUCGGAUUGUAUACUACUUUCACAGCAAAAGAAAAUAAUAUAUUUUUGUUUUUUUUCAA
Vigna unguiculata (cowpea) is the source of this 4523-nucleotide messenger RNA. Its product is annotated as zinc finger CCCH domain-containing protein 22-like. The record is from RefSeq and is a predicted model, not a curated record. Lineage: Eukaryota; Viridiplantae; Streptophyta; Magnoliopsida; Fabales; Fabaceae. Gene Ontology annotation, molecular function: RNA binding; metal ion binding.